Messenger RNA from Ipomoea triloba (trilobed morning glory), 1540 nucleotides. Its product is annotated as SH3 domain-containing protein 3. The record is from RefSeq and is a predicted model, not a curated record. Gene Ontology annotation, molecular function: protein binding. The coding region runs from base 200 to 1261 and encodes 353 amino acids. The transcript is spliced from 10 exons. Lineage: Eukaryota; Viridiplantae; Streptophyta; Magnoliopsida; Solanales; Convolvulaceae.
AGUGGAAAUUGGACUGCAAGUGGCAGCUGCUUUUCCAGAUCUGUACAUCUCGCUUCCGAUCGAAACUCUCCAGGGCAUCGCUCUGUUCCUUCUGUGUUCACUCAUCUACCUCAAGAGUCAAACCCAGUUACAAUUAACAGUACACACACACACACAUAUAGAGAGAGAGAGAGAGGGAGAUAGAGUGAGGAAAGGAGAGAUGGAUGCUCUGAGGAAGCAAGCGAGCAAGUUUAAAGAACAAGUUGCCAAACAACAACAGGCUGUAAUUAAGCAGUUCAGUGCAAGUGGUUAUGAAAGCUCUGAUGUCGUGGUUAUUGAUGAAGUCGAGAUGCAAAUGCAUCAGCAUUUGGAAAAAUUGUAUCGGUCUACCCGUUCUGGAAGGGAUUUUCAGAAAGAACUUGUAAAGGCAACCGAAACAUUUACAGCUAUUGGAUAUAAGCAUAUAGAAGCAGGAACCAAGCUGUCUGAAGAUUGCUGCAAAUAUGGUGUCGAAAAUGUCAACGAUGAAGUUCUAUCUAAAUCUGCAUCUAUCUAUGGAGAUGCUCGAAAACAUGUGGAGAAGGAGGUUGAAGACCUGAAUAGACUAUUGUAUAAUCAGGUCCUAGAGCCUUUGAGAGCAAUGAUAACUGGAUCUCCUUUAGAAGAUGCUCGUAAUCUUGCUCAACGUUAUAGCCGUAUGAGGCAAGAGGCAGAGACUCAGGCGGUUGAAGUUUCUAGAAGACAGGCACGGGUAAAAGAAGCUCCUAUUCCAGAAAAUGUGGCAAAACUGCAUGCAGCAGAAGCUAAAAUGCAGGAACUACGGGCAAAUAUGGCAGUACUAGGUAAAGAAGCAGCAGCUGCAUUGUCUGCUGUGGAAUCACAACAGCAGAGGCUAACAUAUCAGAGACUUGUAGCAAUGGUUGAAGGAGAGAGGCAAUAUCACGAAAGAGUUGCUGUUAUUCUGGGCAAUAUUGAAGCUGAGAUGGUCUCGGAGAAACAACGGAAAGAGGCAACUCCUCCUAUUGUAGCUCCUUCUGCAACCCCAAUCAUUCACUCCUCGGAGAAAACAAAGUACUUUUUGGCUGAGGUAAUUCAUAGUUUUGAAGCUGAAACAGAGAAGGAACUGAGCUUGUCUAAGGGGGAUUUCAUUGUUGUUCGGAAGGUGGCACCAUCUGGAUGGUCAGAAGGAGAAUGCCAAGGUAGGGCGGGCUGGUUUCCAUCUACAUAUGUGGAGAGGCGCCAAAGAGUACCCAACAAUUAUACAGCCGCUGAAGUCUAUUGAGAUGCGCUCCCUCCGUGUACUUUAUCUCUCUGCACAAUGCCGAUGACAUCCCGUGUUGAUUCAAAACCAGUUACUUUCUACUGGAUAUUAGUGCCUCUCUCUGUAUUCUAAUGAUUUACUAAACUGAAUUCAUUUAUAUUCAUCCUCAGACCAGUGCUUGCUCGCAUAGCCAUAAAAAAUUCAUUAAAGAAUUUUUACCCAUUUGAGAUCGAGUUGUAAAUGAUUUGUUGGAAACUGAUACAGAGAGUUGAACUACAUGAGUUUUUCUUUAUGCUUUCA